AAGUACUUCUUCUCAGAUACCAAUAUUUCGCCCCUGUUUGUGUCGGAUACACAGAUGUCUCAGUUGUUGUGACGUAAUUUGAGUGUAGUGACUGAAUCUAGAAAACAGUUUCUUUUGCUUCCCUGUGCCCCAAGCAUUAUGUGCAAUGCAGGACUCCUAACAAAACAAACACACAGAGCACAGCCCUCUGUCUUCUCUUGCCGUUUCUGCAGUUUGGGAGCACAGUCCGAAAGUCGGACUCAUGUUGACCGGUCUGGCAGGGCAAAAAUGGUCAACGUGGGUUCGAAGCUGGUGACAGAACGGACUGCUACAGCACGAGCAAAGGUUUUUGUGGGACCCGAACUGAUGAAACUCAUACGAGAAAAUGGCCUGAAGGUACUUAGCGUUGCUCGCCUGGCGGGAAUUGUGGGGUCCAAGCAGACGUCCAGCCUUAUCCCUCUGUGUCAUAACAUAUCUUUAUCCUCUGUGGCUGUGGACAUUGAACUGGACUCUGCUCUCAACUGUGUGAUUAUAACUGGCACGGCAAAGUGUAGAGGGCAGACGGGCAUGGAGAUGGAAGCUCUCGCUGCUGUAUCGGUGUCUGCCUUAACAGUGUACGAUAUGUGCAAAGCUGUGAGUCAUGACAUUGUGAUAUCUGAAAUAAUGCUUCUGGCCAAAAGUGGGGGAACUAGAGGAGACUUCCACCGGACAUGAGCAUCUGUGUGGGGCAGUGAAAUAAGUUAAGUAUACCUGGUGUGAU
Schistocerca serialis cubense is the source of this 739-nucleotide messenger RNA. Its product is annotated as cyclic pyranopterin monophosphate synthase-like. The transcript has a single exon. Bases 139 to 693 code for a protein of 184 amino acids. The record is from RefSeq and is a predicted model, not a curated record. Gene Ontology annotation, biological process: Mo-molybdopterin cofactor biosynthetic process. NCBI's taxonomy places the organism in Eukaryota, Metazoa, Arthropoda, Insecta, Orthoptera, Acrididae.